UUUUCUAUGUUUGAAAAAUGCCUUUUUGACGUAACCAUAUAAAAACAAAUAAUGCAUGCAAAGGGAAAUUAGGAAGAAUUUAACAAAGGAAUUGUGAGAAACCAGAAACCCACACGCACAGGCUUUAACACGCCGUGUGUGGAGGUGUUUCUGGUGAUUCCUUUGUUAAACUUCCUCACGUUUACCAAUCAUGAUCAACCAUCUCAAGGUUCUUUUUAUUUGCUCUAUCUUGUUCCUUGCUGUGGCUGAAGCCAGAAUCAAAAGAAAGCACAAACAUAAUAUCCAUGUUCAUCAUCUUCGCCAUGAGCCCCUCCUUCCCGAGUACCAAGACCAAAAAUCAUUAUUUGCGCUAGAUCCCUUCUAUUCUGAAUCACCACCACCUCCUUCAGAGUUACCAUCCUUUUCUGAGCCCCCACCUUUCCCUCUACCUGCUGAAGAAACUAAGGCUCCUUUUCUAGUAAAUUCCCUUGGAGAUUGGGAGUUGAUUUCAGAAAAUGCAGGUGUUUCGGCCAUGCACAUCAACUUGUUACCCACAAACAAGAUCAUCGUCUUUGAUGCCAAAGUUUAUCGCACCUCUAGGAUUAGACUACCUGAAGGCGAGCCAUGCGUUCCUUACAGAGAUGCGGGCUCUACAGAAGACAAAUUCGAUUGUUUUGCUCAUGCAGUCGAAUACGACAUCGAGACAAACCAAGUUAGGGCAAUACAGGUAACACAGGGAGAUCCAUGGUGCUCCAGCGGAGGUGUUAGAUCUGAUGGUACCUUCGUGAGUACCGGUGGUUUUGACACCGGAGGUAAAAGCAUUAGAUACAUGGGUCCUAACUGUGAUGGUUGUGAAUGGAGGGAAUAUGACAACGUUCUAGCAACAGAUAGAUGGUAUUCAACUCAACAAAUGCUUCCAAACGGAGACUUCAUUUUGAUAGGCGGCCGGAAAUCAUAUAGCUAUGAGUUCGUUCCAGCAGAAGGCCAAAGGAGUGAGAAAACCUUCUAUUUCCCCUUCUUAACCGAAACCUCCGACAUUGACGAAAACAAUCUCUACCCUUUCGUCCAUCUUUCCACCGACGGUAACCUCUUCAUCUUCUCCAACAACCGCUCCAUUCUUCUCAACCCCAUCUCCCACAAAAUUGUUCGCACCUACCCCGUCUUACCCGGUGGCAGCCGCAACUACCCCGCCUCUGGCAUGUCCGCCCUCCUCCCCAUUAACCUCGACGACCCAAACCCCAAGGCUGAGGUCAUGGUUUGCGGCGGCAACGUUCCCGACGCCUUCCACAUUGUCGAGACAACCAGAGUCUUCCUUCCAGCUCUUCAAGACUGUAAUAGGUUGGUGAUUACGGAGGAAUUUCCUGAGUGGGAGAGCGAGUUGAUGCCUUCGGGGAGAACCAUGGGAGACCUGUUGGUGCUCCCCAAUGGGGAACUGCUGAUGAUCAAUGGUGCAACAAGAGGUACGUCUGCAUGGUGGGAUGCUGACAUGCCUAACUACACACCCGUGUUGUACAAACCGGAGGAGCCUAGAGGGUUAAGGUUUACGGUGCUUAAGCCAAGCACCAUUGCGAGAAUGUACCACUCUACUUCGACGGUGCUUCCCAGUGGCAAGAUUUGGGUUUCUGGAAGCAACACCCACAAUACGUACAAGGAUGUGGACCUCUUCCCAACUGAGACUAGAGUUGAGGCUUUCUCUCCUCCUUACUUGGAUCCCAAUUUUGACAUGUUUAGGCCACAGAUUCUCGAGGAUGCUUCUCAGAAAGAGCUGACAUAUGGUUUUGUCUUUGAGGUUAGUUUCUCAAUGGAAGAUGGAGCUGGGUUGACUCAGAACGAUAUUAAGGUGUCCAUGUAUUCCCCACCUUUCACCACUCAUGGAUUCUCUAUGGGACAAAGGCUCUUGUUUCUUAAGAUUUACGAGUUGAUCACAGAAACCGAAGGGUCUUACAGGGUCAGAGUGGAGGCUCCUCCAUCCAAUGUGGUUGCUCCUCCUGGCUACUACUUGUUAUUUGUUGUUCACCGUGGCUUGCCUGGCAAGGCAAUCUGGGUCAACAUACAAUAG
Molecule: messenger RNA, 2038 nt
Organism: Vigna radiata var. radiata (mung bean)
Lineage: Eukaryota; Viridiplantae; Streptophyta; Magnoliopsida; Fabales; Fabaceae
Product: aldehyde oxidase GLOX1
Exons: 4
Coding region: 191-2038 (615 amino acids)
Source: RefSeq, a predicted model, not a curated record